Molecule: messenger RNA, 1858 nt
Organism: Hypoxylon fragiforme
Lineage: Eukaryota; Fungi; Ascomycota; Sordariomycetes; Xylariales; Hypoxylaceae
Exons: 3
Coding region: 389-1822 (477 amino acids)
Molecular function (GO): FAD binding; oxidoreductase activity
Source: RefSeq, a predicted model, not a curated record
CCACUAGGUUAGGCCAUAGAUUGGCACUCCGCCAGUGUAGUCUGGAAUAAAGCAAGCUUUCUUCCUUUCAUCUUUCAUCUUCUUGGUUGCAGUUAUCCUGCAACCGAUAUAUUAGGUAUCUUGCCGCAUCAUCCAUGAGUGACACCCUACAUGCGUCGUAAUACAAUGUGCAGUGCUUCAUGCAUGGUCAUACGUCCACCAUGUACCUCUGGUACAAGUAUGAACUGUUGGUUACACGCGUAAGUAUGGUACAUAUCAGCUUACUUUGUCAUCGUUGGUCUUACUUUUCCCCAUCUUAUGACUUCUCCUUUCGAUACUCAAUUUCGUAUUCUUAUCCCGUUCAUUUUCAUUUCGCUGAGAACUUGAGCAACCGCAUUCGAGUUAUUUAAUGGAAGCACAAGCAAAAUCAGACCUCAGGGCUCUUUUAGCCAAGACGCGCAAUGGGUGGUCCAAAGAUGCAACUGUCUCCGUUGCUGGAGAUGUGGAUUUUGUAAACUCCACACACCGAUGGAAUCUGCAUAGAUCUCCCACCUAUUCAGCCAACAUUAGUGUCGGUACCGAGGCUGAUGUAGCCAAGGCAGUUGCAUUCGCAAGGUCGAACAACAUUCCAUUUCUAGCCACUGGAUCUCGACAUGGAUAUGGCACCACGUUGGCCAGACAUCAGAAUGGACUCUCUAUUGACCUCAGUCGACUGAACGCGGUUAACGUGAAUCCAUCUGCUUCUAUCGUCACAGUCGGGCCUGGGGUCACAAAUGAAGAUAUCGCUAGUGUGGCUAAUGAUGCUGGCUUUGAAGUCCCACUAGGAACCUGCUCAACUGUCUCUCAGAUUGGCGCCACUCUAGGUGGGGGCGUUGGUCGCUGGUCGGGUGUCUUCGGCUUGAUGAUUGACGGUUUGCUAUCAGUGCGGCUUGUAACGGCGAAUGGAGAUAUCAUCGAAGCAUCUGAGACCAGUAAUGCAGACCUAUUUUGGGGCAUUCGAGGUGCUGGUGCUAAUCUGGGCAUCAUCGUAUCUGCCACCUACAAACUUCACAAGCCCGUCAGUGAAGGAAAGGUGUUAAGCGUAGACUUCAUGCUACCGGUGGAUAGGAAGACGGAAUACUUCAGCCUUCUAAAACACUUCAUCGACAAAGGGUUGCCUCCAGAAUUGGCCAUCGUCACAGGAAUUGUCUAUGACCCCAAUAGCAACUCAACCCUCAUUGGUGGUAAUUGGGCAUGGUUGGGUUCAGAAGCCAAGGGUCGCGAGGUCGUUUUACCACUACUGGAAAUGAAUCCGCCUAUUGUCAACACCUCCAUUAUAUCUUGGACGGAAAUUACCAAGUCUGCUGGCUUUGGUUCCGACGUAAUGGGAUGCCAGAAAGGUCAAGUCAGGAGUAUGUAUACGGCCAACGUGCGUGAAUUCUCGGUGUCUGCCCACGAGAAAAUUGUGGACAAGAUGGCACGAUUCUUUGACGAGCAUCCGGAUGGACGUGGCAGUAUUGUCCUUUUGGAGACCUGGCCCAUGCAGGCAGCUAGUGCCAUCCCAGAUGAUGCAACUGCCUACCCUUGGAGGAAUUCGAUAGAGUAUGCGAUGUUCCAGUUUGCCUUCGUAGAAGAAGGCAGCCCUACAGAAGUAGCGGGGAACCUGCUCGGGAAGGAACUGCGCAAGGAGCUUGCUGCAGACUCUGGUUACGAUGACCUAGCGGUUAAUGUAAACUAUGCGCAUGGCGAUGAGACCCCGGAACAGAUGUACGGCAAGAAUAAAUUGCCUCGACUUGUAUCGGUGAAGCAGCGAUAUGACCCCGAUAAUGUUUUUAGCUACUGCAAUCCACUACCGUUGCAGUGAUUAGGUAUAGGGAGAAUUGAGUCAGAUAUGAAUUCA